This is a messenger RNA of Perca flavescens (yellow perch), 1963 nucleotides long. RefSeq names its product tweety family member 1 (gene ttyh1). The record is from RefSeq and is a predicted model, not a curated record. Gene Ontology annotation, cellular component: smooth endoplasmic reticulum membrane; plasma membrane. The transcript has 11 exons. The coding region runs from base 11 to 1030 and encodes 339 amino acids. Gene Ontology annotation, molecular function: intracellularly calcium-gated chloride channel activity; volume-sensitive chloride channel activity. Lineage: Eukaryota; Metazoa; Chordata; Actinopteri; Perciformes; Percidae.
CAGUGGCUUGAUGCCCAGCCCCUUCUCACCUGGCUGGGCGGCCAACACGCUGAUGGCCAAUGAGGACUACAGGUGGCUAUCAUACGUGUUGUUGCUGCUGCUUGACCUCAUAGUGUGUCUGUUCAUCCUGCUGGGACUGGCCAAGCAAGCCCGCUGGCUACUCAUCCUGAUGACUGUGCUGGCGUGGCUGGCUCUCUUCCUAAGCUGGGGCUCCCUGGGCUUGGAGACAGCCACUGUAGUGGCUCUCAGUGACUUCUGCUCAGAUCCAAACACGUUUGUAGUCAACUCCACCCACUUCAACACCGGGACCAGCUCAGAUGUGUUGGAUUAUUACCUGACCUGCAGCAGGCGCAUGAACAGUCCGUUCCAGCAGCUGCUGACCCAGUCGCAAAGGGCGCUGUCCAACAUUCACACACAGCUCUCCAGUCUGGACAGAAAUGCUCUCACACAGUUCCCAAAAGCUGAGAAAUCACUCAGGGAGGUUCAGCAGAUACUCAAUUCCACAGAGGGCAACUUUCAUCAGUUGGUGGCACUGCUGAACUGCCGAGGUCUGAAUAAGGACUACAUUGACUCUUUGAAAGGCCUGUGUUAUGAUGGGAUGGAGGGAUUGCUCUACCUCUCCCUUUACUCUUUCCUCUCUGCUCUGGCCUUCACUGCCAUCCUCUGCUCUCUGCCUGGUGCCUGGAGGAGCUUCCCCAGUGAAUCAGAGGAGUACGAAGACUCGGACAGCGAGAGUGAGGACCCCUUCACCUCCCAUCAGGCACGUAGACAGACGGCCACGGGGUCUCAGCGAGGGGCCAUGGCCCCCUUCUAUAAUUACCCGGGGGCCGGGUGGACACCCCCCUUUUCUAGCGCGCCGCCCCUCCCGACUCCAAACGUUUCCUCCAAUGGCAACCCUGGCUAUGAGAGCCUACCAUUGACUGACAGGCAGUCCCCACCCCCCUCUUACUCUCCCAGCAUGCUGACUGGUUACGGGGGAAGUCAAUCACACCCUAACCCCGCCCAUUCGAGGAACCUGUAUUCACGUUGAUUAUUAUUUUUUUGUUAGGAAAUGUAUAGAAAAAAAAUGUUUAGUUUUCAUAUGAAUGGACACUUUACUGAAAUAAAAAAGAAACUAAUCUAAAUGAAAUGAAUGCUAGGUGUCAAUUCAAAGUGCGUUAUGUCAGUACCACUGAAUAUUAUUAUUAUUAGAAGCACUUAAAAGAAACAGGUCUAAAUGGACUGUUGAUAUAACCGACAAUGAUAAUGCUGGUAGGAUGGUUGUGCAAAGCUAUGUACCAAGCCCACUUGGUCUAAAUUCGUUCCCCUCAUCUGUCCAAACUCUGUGUAAACUGUGAACAGUGGUGAGGCAAGUCAGAAUGGUAUUGACGUUACUACGUUGUAGUUUUAUAUUCUUAAAUGUAUCAGUACCACCGAUUUAUUUUUAUGUUUUUAUAUGAAUAUUGUUGUAGAAAAGCACUGGCACGUAGCAACAAGACACAUUUUUUUUCUGUGGUUAUGCAGUUCCUUCACUUGGUAUCAUGUUUUUUUAUUAUUACUUUUUAUAGGUGGAAAUUCUGUAUUUUCCUUGUAUUACCUUAUGGUAUUCUGUAUAUCUCACUGUCUAUAAUAUCUGAUUAAUCAAGAACAUUUGCUCUUAAAAAAUACUUGAGGGCUGCCAAGACCCUGUUUUAAUGAUUGGAUGGAGAACUACAACUGCCACUCAAGUCUUUAGUGGAGAACUACAAAUCCCAUGCAAUGACAGCAGGUACAUAGCAAUAUGAUUCUUGCUACUGGUGCUGCAGUAGCCCUACCGUAACUAGCAAUAAUAACUAUGUAUAGCAUUGGGUUUCUAAGAUCUCUCCAAGAUGUUUUGUGUAUAUAUUUGGUCUGGUAUGUUGGAGAUUUCAUUGAAUCCCCCGUCCUUGCCAACUGACCUUGUUAACCCUUGAAUUGAGUUUGUAUGGUUAUCAAUGCUCCUUUU